CCACCUCUUCUUCCACCUUUCCUCCUCGUGUCGUUCAAUUUCGGUCUAUGGAAAGAUCAAGCAAUCUGGACAUUGAGGAGCUCAAGAUGACACGAGAACAGUAUAUACUGGCAACACAGCAAAACAAUCUGCCAAGAACAGAAAACCCUCAGCUUUAUCCAGUAGGAAUUUAUGGUUGGCGCAAGAGGUGCCUAUACUUCUUUGUCCUCCUGCUAUUGGUUACCAUGAUAAUUAACUUAGCAAUGACGAUAUGGAUACUGAAAGUAAUGAAUUUCACAGUGGAUGGAAUGGGGAAUCUGAGAGUCACCAAAAAGGGAAUUCGACUCGAAGGUAUAUCUGAAUUUCUACUUCCAUUGUAUGUGAAAGAAAUCCAUUCCCGAAAGGUUAGCCCACUGGUCUUACAGUCUGACAGGAAUGUUACAGUGAAUGCAAGAAAUCAUAUGGGACAGUUAACAGGACAGCUGACUGUAGGUGCUGAUGCUGUUGAAGCCCAGUGUAAAAGGUUUGAAGUGAGCUCAAGUAAAGAUGGGAGGGUGCUCUUCUCAGCUGAUGAAGAGGAGAUCGUCAUUGGCGCUGACAGAUUGAAAGUUACAGGCACAGAAGGGGCUGUAUUUGAACACUCUGUGGAGACACCCCAUAUCAGAGCAGAACCUUCUCAAGACCUCAAGCUUGAAUCACCAACUAGAUCUUUGAUAAUGGAAGCUCCAAAGGGAAUACAAGUGAGUGCAGCUGCAGGGGACUUAAAAGCCACCUGUAGGAAAGAGCUACACUUGCAAUCCACGGAAGGGGAGAUAUUUUUAAAUGCAGACUCAAUCCGACUAGGGAAUCUACCAUUGGGUUCAUUUUCUUCCUCCUCCUCCUCUUCCUCACCAAGCUCAUCAGCUGCUCGACAGACUAUCUAUGAGCUCUGCGUUUGUCCCAAUGGUAAACUUUACCUUUCCCCAGCGGGAGCAGGCUCCACGUGUCAAUCUGGUAGCAACAUCUGCUUGUGGAGCUGAAAGGACUCCGGAUCCCCCCUCCUCACACCAGAAUAGCCUUUUCUUUACAGUCCCUCUGCUUCACAGUUCUGCCUGGUUUCCUUCGUUCCAUCACGACGCUCCAAACAGCUCACAGAGCAACCUCUCCCAGUGUAAGCAAGGAAUCAAACGCGGCCUUCUGGUCCGGCUCACGGACAUUCGAGAUGGAAGAAAGAAGGGAGAACAGAAGUGGUUGUCUUUGUCAGGAAACCUGGAUCUUAAUAUCACCUUUUGUCCAAAAGGGAGAAUAAACACAGGUGCCUUUGCUAUACACGAAGUGAAGCACAUUGUUUUAGAUUUUUGCAGGAACUGUA
Elgaria multicarinata webbii is the source of this 1330-nucleotide messenger RNA. It is a transcript of the gene SGCZ, whose product is annotated as sarcoglycan zeta. The transcript has 8 exons. NCBI's taxonomy places the organism in Eukaryota, Metazoa, Chordata, Lepidosauria, Squamata, Anguidae. Gene Ontology annotation, cellular component: sarcoglycan complex; sarcolemma. The record is from RefSeq and is a predicted model, not a curated record. The coding region runs from base 48 to 998 and encodes 316 amino acids. Gene Ontology annotation, biological process: heart contraction; cardiac muscle tissue development.